This is a messenger RNA of Acanthoscelides obtectus, 581 nucleotides long. Lineage: Eukaryota; Metazoa; Arthropoda; Insecta; Coleoptera; Chrysomelidae. The record is from the annotation of a GenBank genome assembly.
AAGAGAGUAUGAUUUGUGUACCAAUAAAUCUGCGGAUGCCACUACAAAAAUAUAUGAAGUUUCGCGUUUCGUGAGCCAGCUUAAUGAGAUCAUGUCAUUUACCACUCAGUGUCAGAUUCAUAUGGAUGUCAAAUCACAAUGAACAAAAUUUCGGCGCAAAUAUGUUGAAAAUAUGGCCCAAGUAUGGUUAAAUACCUACCGCAGAUACUUUACAAUGGCAUUAAGAUCUUCAUCAGGUCGCUUAAUAAAAGCAUCCAGGAAGAAAUACAGUUGAGUCAGGAAGCUGCCAAAAUCAGAUAUAAUCAGCAAGCUUCAGACAGUGCCAGCAAGGAGCCAUUGCAAAUGAAUUUAGAUGAAGCAAAAUUAAUACUGAAUGUGAAUAAAUUGUGCCCUAAGGAAAUCGAAGAGCGUUACCAGUAUUUGUUCCAUGUCAACAGUAAGGAGCAAGCAGGGUCUGUCUAUUUGCAGUCUAAGGUGCUUAGAGCUAAGCAGCGGUUAGAUGUUGAAUUGAACAAGGAUACUGCAAUUGAAAGUGAUUUGUCAAUCAAACCAAAAAGUAAAAAUUUGUCGUAAAUACGUGA